AUGUCGACUCCAGAGCCCACGCCCGAUGCAACCGAACGCACGCCACUCCUCUCCGCCAGCGCAGAUGGCGCAGCGGACGACGAAGGGGCCAUGUCGCCGCCUACAGAUGGGCUGAGAAGAAUCGCAGAUUCACUUCCCCUCUCAGCGUGGCUCGUUGCGACCAUCGAGCUGUGCGAAAGAUUUGCUUUCUUCGGGACCAUGGGGCCCAUGCAGAACUACCUCCAGUACGCUAGAGACGACCCUCUGCGCCCUGGUGGAAUCGGGCUGGGACAAGCGUAUGCCACGAUGGUGAACCAGGGCUUCUUGCUGUGGUGUUACAUCACCCCAGUAAUGGGCGCUAUCGUUGCGGAACAGUACCUCGGGCGAGUGAAGACCAUCAUCCACUCUUCUGCGAUCUACAUCUGCGGCUUGGCCAUGCUCUUCCUGUCCUCGUUGUCACUUGCCCAGGACUUAGGCGUGUCGCUGACUGGUCUGCUGGCGGCCCUGUUCUUUAUCGGCCUCGGUGCCGGCGGCAUCAAGGCGAAUGUCAGUUCGCUGAUCGCAGAGCAAUAUACCGGUCCCAAGGAAGCCAAGCGCGUCUUGGAAUCAGGGGAAGAGGUUAUCGUCGACAGGGCUCUAACAAUCGAAAGGAUAUUCUCCACCUUCUAUCUAUUUACCAACAUAGGCUCCCUGGGCCCUCUCCUCACAACAACAAUCGAGCAGAAGCACGGCUUCAGCGCCGCAUUCAGUCUCCCAGUGCUAGUCUUCCUCAUCGGCUUCACAGUCAUCCUAGCCAGCAAAGACCAAUACGUCAGCAGACCGCCCGAAAGCUCCAUCGUCUUCAACGCAUGUCGAGCAUGCUGGAUCGCCAUCAAACACAAAGGGAACCUCGACUACGCAAGACCCAGCUACCUCGCCGAAGCAGCAUCACAAUCCGAAGCUGAAUUAGAAACACACUCAACCCCCCUCCCCUGGAACGACACCUUCAUCGACGACCUCCGCAGCGCCCUCUCCUCCUGCAAGAUCUUCCUGCUGUACCCGAUCUACUGGGCCGCGUACACGCAAUUCCUAACCAACUUCGUCUCGCAAGCGGCGACCAUGAAAACCCACGGCAUCCCAAACGACAUCAUGCCCAACAUCGACACCGUGACAGUACUCAUACUCCUGCCCCUCGUCGACCGCGCGGUGUUCCCCUUCCUACGCCGCCACGGCAUCCCAGCGCGCCACGUGCACAGAAUCACCGUCGGCUUCAUCCUCAUCGGCACGUCCAUGUUCUACGCCUCCUUCGUCCAACGUAUCAUCUACGCCGCGCCGCCCUGCUACGACCGCCCGCGCGCCCCCGAUUGUCUGGGCGGCCGUGUCCCGAACCAGGUCUCCAUCUUCGUCCAGGCCCCGGCGUACAUCCUCGUCGCCGGGUCGGAGAUCCUGGCUGCCGUGGCCGGUAUCGAGUAUGCGUAUACGCAGGCGCCGCCGUCCAUGAAGUCGUUGAUCAUGGCGGUUUAUCUGUCGGCGACGUCGGUGGGCGCGCUCUUGGCGAUGACCGUUUCGCCCUUGACGGUCGAUCCGUUGUUGUCUUGGUUGUAUGUUACUCUGGGGAUGGAGAAUUGGCUGGCCGGGGCCGUGCUUUGGUUUGUUGCGGGGUGA
Messenger RNA from Aspergillus bombycis, 1623 nucleotides. Its product is annotated as oligopeptide transporter. The record is from RefSeq and is a predicted model, not a curated record. Bases 1 to 1623 code for a protein of 540 amino acids. NCBI's taxonomy places the organism in Eukaryota, Fungi, Ascomycota, Eurotiomycetes, Eurotiales, Aspergillaceae. Gene Ontology annotation, molecular function: tripeptide transmembrane transporter activity; dipeptide transmembrane transporter activity. The transcript has 3 exons. Gene Ontology annotation, cellular component: plasma membrane; fungal-type vacuole. Gene Ontology annotation, biological process: transmembrane transport.